UUGACAAUGGAUAUAUCAGUGGAGAUGAGGAAAGGACCAUGGAGUUCGGAUGAAGACUCUAAACUCAUCCAUUACAUCUCCCUACUUGGACAGGGACGCUGGGAUUCUCUCGCUCACUUUGCCGGGUUGAAGCGUACAGGUAAGAGCUGCAGGUCAAGAUGGUUGAAUUAUUUGCGGCCUAAUUUACAACGAGGAAAACUUACUCCUCAAGAGCAGCUUCUUAUUUUACUGCUUCAUUUUCGCUUUGGAAAUCAAUGGACAAAGAUUGCAGAGAACUUGCCAGGAAGAAGUGAUAACGAUGUUAAAAAUUACUGGAGAACCAAAGUACAAAAGCAUGCAAAAGAGCUGCAUUGCGACGUCAAUAGCCAGCAAUUUCGAGACUUCCUUCUAUAUCAAUGGCUGCCCUCUCUGGCUGAACAAAUACGCGCCCCAUCAUCGUCUUCUUCUUCUUCUACUUCUCACAUGAGUAACGCUGAAAUCAUGAUGCAUAAUACUCCUAAUUUUGUUCAAACUGGGAUUAAUGGAUCCACUAACAUGACAUGUCCAAACGUUGUCGCAUCGGCGGAUUCCUUCGAAGCUGAAGUUACAGUACCGCUGAUAGAUGAUAGUAAUAUUUGGAACAGCUUGUCUAGCUUUGAAGAUGGUUUUUCUGAUUUCUCAAGCCCAGAUAUGGCGGUUUAUGAGGAUCAGUACUGUAACAAUUGGACAAGUGCAACCUCAGAAAUAUUUCCAGAUGAAACGCUAUGUUUGGAUGCUAUGGACCUUUGGCGCUUUCCUUAA
Messenger RNA from Lycium ferocissimum, 780 nucleotides. RefSeq names its product transcription factor JAMYB-like. Gene Ontology annotation, molecular function: sequence-specific DNA binding; DNA-binding transcription factor activity. The record is from RefSeq and is a predicted model, not a curated record. Lineage: Eukaryota; Viridiplantae; Streptophyta; Magnoliopsida; Solanales; Solanaceae. The transcript has 3 exons. Gene Ontology annotation, biological process: regulation of DNA-templated transcription. Gene Ontology annotation, cellular component: nucleus. Bases 7 to 780 code for a protein of 257 amino acids.